Molecule: messenger RNA, 2748 nt
Organism: Monosiga brevicollis MX1
Lineage: Eukaryota; Choanoflagellata; Craspedida; Salpingoecidae
Exons: 13
Coding region: 1-2748 (915 amino acids)
Biological process (GO): protein import into nucleus
Cellular component (GO): cytoplasm; nuclear membrane
Source: RefSeq, a predicted model, not a curated record
AUGAGCCUGGCACAACCGGUUUUGUUCCGCAAGCUGGCGCGCGUCUUGGCCACAGCCGCCAUCAAAGCCGUGGGCUCAGUCUGGGUGAAUCCGGUGGAGGACAUUCAAAACGGCUUCACCGAAUAUUUUCAGCAGCACGGAGGCUCUGAAAACCAGCUCUAUGCCACGCUCAUGGAGAUUUAUCGCGUAUGGCCUCGUCGCUGUCAAGUCGUCAAAAAGACGAACGUGUGCUUGCUCUGGACCCGCUCACAUGGUACUGCCUCGUCUUCCGCGACGCAGUCCAUCUCUGAAUGCCGUCGGCUCUCGGUUCCGAACAAGACCACGCAGCCCCAUUUACUCGUCCAGUUACGCCUCGUUACUGAAAAGGUGGUGGCCGCAGCCACGGCGGUGCUUGAGUCCAGCACCGAAGACACCGCGUUGCUGCAAAGCACACUGGCAGCCAUGGCCGAGUUUGUCGAACGACUCUCAUCCUUGCGCCUCUGCACCCUUGCAUACGAACACUCUUUCUCAUGCGGGCCGCCUGGCAAUGCUACAUUUACUCCGUUCAUGAAGAAUGAUCUCAGCAGCCAGCUGCAACGCACCACCCAGCUUCUGAUGAAUGAUGACCUAUCCGAUGCAGCAGCAACCUAUCUAGUUGCAGUCUUGAGUCAUGAUCAUGCAAGAACGAUGCCAGAUCUUUGGCUAGAAAUGAUGCGCUAUCUCAAUUCUACUAGGCCAGUGCUGCAGCAGUGCCUCCAUGAGGGGCGAGACGAUGUUGUGCGAGGCAUCAUUCGUGUGGCCUUGGCAGUGGGAGAAGAACACGUUCAUAAGCUCUUGUCAUCGGAGAGUCCAGACAUGCAGCGCGAGUUUGGCCUGCUCCUCGAGCUUCUUGCCGCUGCUGUUGCGCAUCCCGAACCAUAUUUGGUAGGAGAAACCAUCAGCAGCUUGCCCACCAACUUUUGGUUCAAGUUUGUGGAUACUUUGGCCUCUUUUGACGAGCAGCUCGGGCCCAGACUUUGUGCAAGCUACAAGCCCAUAGUUUUGCAAGUUGUGGCUGCGCUGGUGAUCAAGCUUCGCUACCCUGAAGAGCAGCUUGAUGCCAAUGAUUUAGAGGACUUUGAUCAGUAUCGAAGCGUCUGGGGUGAAUACAUCCUCUGCGUAACCACUAUGCUGCGCGAUGAAUGCAUCAACGUCUUGGGCUCCGCGUUGGUUGAGGCACGGGAGUCCAAUGUCACGUGGCAGGCCUAUGAAGCAGUGCUGUACUGCACGGCCUGCGCAGCAGAAGGGGUGGAUGCCGAGUGCGCUUCCGUAGAGCAUUUGCUGCAGCUCAUUACAGAUGCGCCAUCACACCCCAUCAUGACGCGAACAGCCAUUCGCUGCAUCGGCAGCUUUGCUGAAUGGUUGGCAGCUCAUGGCCAUGUCCUGGUAGCACUGGUUCCCAUGCUGUACCAGCCCCUGCGCGAUGCUGACCUCGGUGCCGUGGCAUCAGAGUCUCUCCGACUCUGCCUUGACUCUGGUGCUAACCAAGUCCAAAGCAUUUUGGAUAGUAUCCUCGAUGCCAUCUUACCUAUCGUGGAUGAUGCCACCAUCAGUAUCAAAGUUCGCAAGAAUUUGGUCGAGGCAUCCUGCUGUGCCAUCCGUGCUGCGCCCACUGCAACUAUGAUGCGUACCAGUGCUCGCUUGGUGAAUCCUCUCCAUGAGCAAACUUUGGGUUUGCUGCGUCAAAACUUACACGAUCCAGCUACGAUUGAGGCCUUGAUGAGCCAUUUGCAGAUUAUGCAGGCCGUGUCUCGGUGCCUGCAGCCGACCAACCCCGAACCAGGCAGCACCCCUCCACUCUACCCCUUGAUGGAAAGCAGCAUGCUGCCACUGCGUGCCAUUUUCGGUCAAGAACCCGUAAAUCCAGGCUUUGUCAAGGAGGCGUGCAUCUGGCUUCUGUCGGCGAUCCGAACCUUGGGGACGGCAUCAGCGCCACUGUGCGCCUCCAUCUUUGACCUCGUGAAUCUUGUGAUUGGUCGCGAGCCCUCUGAGCGACUCUUCGAAACGCUGGCGGCUUUGGGACGUCUACACCAUCGCAAUCAGGACCUCCAGCCUGUCAUUCACCAGGAGCUCUUGGAUGUAUCGAAGGCCCUUGAAUCUCGUCUAAGCCACCCGCAGCAAGAGGACACAAACAUCUUGAUGGCCUACUUUGAUUUUGUGGCCAAACUCGUGCGAGUUAAUGCCCCUUUGGUGGUGGGCAAUGAUUCAAACUUUGCGAUGUCUCUGUUGUAUUGGGGUCGGCUUGGCAUGCUGCAGCGCGAACCCUUGACUGUGCGCUAUGCUUGUCAGCUGCUCUCCGAACUCAUCAGCAAGAGCAAAGAGACGCCCGUGUUGCAGCAGGCUGUGGCUAGCACGGCCGGCGAGAUUAUGAGCGCCUCCCUGAAUAACAUUGCGACAACAGCCCUCGGCGCUUUCAUCGUUGACAUGGCAGGCGUUCUUUUUGCAUUUGCCUCCACAUAUCGCGACGAAUUCAAGGCAUGGCUUCCCACCGAAUUGGGACAGCCAGCCUAUGCACACGUCCCCGCCGAUGUGCGUGACGAAUUUGGGACAAUGGCAACUUCCAGUUUUGUUCAGUUUUGUCACGCGCGGUGCUUGGGUGUACUCAUCAAAGUCUGUCACCUGGCUUGUCUCAACAAUGCGAUGUUAGCUGCUUUGAAAAAGAAGUUUAAUAAGGCGUUGCAGCAGUUUGCAUCGUACUGUCGCGAUGCACAGGCGGUCAUUAUCGAUUAG